UCACGUCAAUGGUCUCCGUCGUCAUCGGUUACACCAACUUCAUGCAAAGAAAACCGGCGACUGACUCCGUCCACAUUUCUUCGACAGUCGACUUUUAGGACCGGCAACGUGCGGUGAGUGCUCGUGAAUUAUCAAAUUAUCACGAAGGAUUUUCACAGUAUGGUCAACCGGAUCACUUCGAUAUCAUUUAUAGUGGAUAACAGUAAUGGAUCCAAAGAGGGAAGCGCGGAUUUUGAAAAGGCCGUCAGAUAUUGUGGAUAUGGAAGGUUUCAUUACGGUUUGAUGUUACUCUGCGGUAUGAUGUUCCUCUCCGUUGGUUUUCAAAAUAGUAUAAAUGCUUACAUCUUACCUUCGGCUGAAUGCGAUUUAAAUUUGUCUUCAGCGGACAAAGGACUCUUAAACGUCGGCUUUCUCGUGGGUGGAGUUAUCAGUUCAGUUUUUUGGGGUAUCUUCGCAGACGCCUACGGUAGGAGGAACGUCCUUCUGGUGACUUUUAUGGUCGACAGCGUUUUUUCAAUUAUUUCGAGUUUCUCCCGAAGCUUCAACAGUUUACUGAUCUUUCGUGCAAUUAACGGAUUCACAAUCGGUGCUCCUGGAUCAUUGAUCUACACUUAUCUCGGUGAAUUUCAAUCGGAAAAAUACAGAUCUAAGAGCAUUUGUUACGUUGGCUUCUUCUGGACGCUCUCUUGGCUCAUAUUACCUGGUCUGGCCUGGAUAAUAAUACCACUUACGAUCACCAUCGAGUUCAACGGUAUCUCUUACAAUUCUUGGAGACUUUUGUUAGCCUUGAUCGGCUUGCCAACAUUUUUCGUCGCUCUCGUUACUCUUACUUAUCCUGAAAGUCCUAAAUUUUUAGUGUCACAAGGAAAGACCGAAGAAGCAUUGAGGAUAUUAAAAAAAAUUUAUGUCAUUAAUACCGGUGAAAGUGAAGAGAAUUAUCCGGUAAAGGUUCUCUUAUCUGAGAAUACAAUGAACACGAGAAAAGAAGGAUCUUCUUUAUCAGCAUUUGGAUUGUUUACGGUUUUAUUAAAAAACAUUUGGUCUCAAAUUCGAUCAAUCUCUUCCUUGCCUCUUUUAAAAUACGCUAUACUUUGUUGGACGAUAUACUUCACCAAUAUGUUUGGAUAUUACGGAUUGGGUCUCUGGCUUCCGGAGUUGUUCAAUCGUUUUGAAAUAUAUCAGAAAUUGCAUCCAAACGCGACAAUAACCGUUUGCGAGUUGAUAAGGAAAACGGAAAUAUUGAAUCAUACGAGUAUUAAGCCAACAACAUUGAACGAAUCGGUGAUCCUUUUUCCAUUGAUGAACGAGACCGAAAAAUGUGUAAGCACGAUGGAUGAAAAGGUUUUCACUAACGCGUUAACGAUCAACGCCGUUUGUUUGCUAGGAAAUAUUGCAUCUGGUUACUUCGCAAAUCGGGUCGGUCGUCGAACGAUACCAGUAAUUACUAUGUUGACAGCUGGUGUCUUUGGUUUCGCCACUUACUUCGUUAAAUCUUCCUUGCAAAUUCUCGUAGUGACCUGUCUGUUUUCACUGACAAUAGCCACGGCGAAUUUUGUAAUAGGAAGCGUUGUGGUCGAUAUUUUUCCAACGCACGUAGGAGCGAUAGCUAUCUGUAUGAUGACGUGCUUUGGUAGGAUCGGUGCCAUCGCGAGUAAUUUGGCCUUCGGUAUGCUUCUCGAUAUCAGUUGCGAAGUGCCAAUUUUCUUAGUGGGCAGUAUUGUUAUCGGUAAGAAUCGAUUUUCGACGAUACAAAUAAAGAUCAGUUUAUGCAUGAAUAUAAUUCAUGGAUGAGACGAAUCAAUGAAGUGCUUUUUCUUAUUUAUGUAUUUACUUUGUUUUUGUUUCUUGUUUUCAGCCGGAGGCAUCCUAGGCUUUUUGCUACCAUUGAAAAAUAGCUGAGGAUGAUUUCUUAUAAGCGACGAGUUCAGAAAUAUUCGUCUACCUUUUCUUCUUUUUUUUCUUUUUCUUUUUCUUUUUCUUUUCCUUUUUAUUUAUUUCCUUUCUUUUUUUUUUCUUUUUUAUUAUUUUUUUAUCAAUCCCAAUUUCCUACUGGGCAAUGCUAGUCUCGUCGCUUAAAUCUAUUUGUAUGAUGAGAAGUAACAUCGUGGUUCGCGUGAUCCUUAAAAUAAUUUUAUUUAUUGAAAGCAAACUUUAUAUAGUAUGGAAAGUAUAUGAAUAAUGUAAUUAGAACGAUAACUUUUUAAUUUCUCCUAAAAGGAAACGGAAUUUCUAUGUUAAGAAUGUUUAUUGUAAUCGAUUAUGUUAUCGACGGUCAUUACAAAUCGACCAUUAUCGACUGAUCGUUACCGACCGCGCAUUACAGGUCGCUUCUUACCAACGUACUUUCUUUCUUCGCCCUUAUUACAAAUAUCUUGACUUUCUAAAAUGCUGCCAUCUCUUGUUACGUAACAUUAUUCUGUCACAAGAUUUUUAAAGAGUGACGAUACCGUAGAUAAAUAGAAUUUACAGAACAUUAGUAUCUCGUAUUUGACGAUCUAAAAAGAGAACAAUGUUAUACAACACGAGAUGAAACCUUACAUUCUCUCUUUUUUUCUUCUCUCUAACGUAACGUUUUUUUUUUGGCUUCAAAAUCUAUUGAUAUUUAAAUUAAUACUCGUUUUAUUUUUUAAUUUGAAAACACAUCGAA
Vespula vulgaris is the source of this 2647-nucleotide messenger RNA. Its product is annotated as synaptic vesicle glycoprotein 2C-like. Gene Ontology annotation, molecular function: transmembrane transporter activity. Gene Ontology annotation, biological process: transmembrane transport. The coding region runs from base 160 to 1791 and encodes 543 amino acids. The record is from RefSeq and is a predicted model, not a curated record. Lineage: Eukaryota; Metazoa; Arthropoda; Insecta; Hymenoptera; Vespidae. The transcript is spliced from 9 exons. Gene Ontology annotation, cellular component: membrane.